This is a messenger RNA of Oryza brachyantha (malo sina), 1299 nucleotides long. Its product is annotated as 5'-adenylylsulfate reductase-like 6. The transcript has 4 exons. The record is from RefSeq and is a predicted model, not a curated record. Lineage: Eukaryota; Viridiplantae; Streptophyta; Magnoliopsida; Poales; Poaceae. The coding region runs from base 144 to 1049 and encodes 301 amino acids.
CCAACCCCCAACCACAUGAGAAGGAAAAAAAAUGAAAAAGAUUGCAAAGCUGACCUCCAAAAAUCAAGAAAUCUCAAGUCCUCUCUCUCCCUCCUCCUCCUCCUCCGCAGCUCGCCUCACUCGGAGCCUCUCGCCUCGCCGCUAUGGCCGCCCGCCUCCUCCUCCUCCUCCUCCUCGCGCAGCUGCUCCUCCUCGCGCCGGUGCCGGCGCGCGCGGGGGUGGAGGAGGGGGGAGGGCGGCGGUGCCCGAGGGUGCAGGAGGCGCCGCCGCCGUUCGUCGCCGCGCUCCGGCCGGCCUGCGGGGUCUCGUCGGCGGCGGAGGGGCGCCCGGCCGAGGAGGUUAAUGGACAUGAACUUGUCAAGGAGUUGAGUGGCAAGGAAGAAUGCACUGCUGUACUCUUCUAUGCAUCAUGGUGCCCCUUCUCACAAAUAACAAGGCCAAUCUUCGAAGAUCUUAGCUCAAUGUUUCCACAGAUUAAGCACAUGGCCGUGGAACAAACUAAUGUCAUGCCAGCUGUUUUAUCAAGAUAUGGUGUUCGUAGCUUUCCUUCUAUACUCUUAGCUUGUGGACCAUAUGCAUUCUGGCCUGUCGGUUCUAAAGAUCUUGACUCACUUGUUAACGUUUACACUGCUGUAACUGGUCAAGAACCAGUUGCGUAUCUUGGUCCGAGGAAGUGGAGCGCAGCUGGAGCUGGAAGCACACAUCAUGCGAAACUUUGGAAAAAAACAAUAAAUGAAGCAUUGAAGAGUGAACCCUACCUAGCAUUCAGCAUCCUAUUUAUUUGCCUGAAGAUGCUGGUCGUCUUCUUCCCAAAGAUUUCCGCCUGCAUCAAAGGAAUAUGGGUCCAAUACUUCCGGAAUAUCAACCUUGGCAUCCUUGCCAAACUGACCCAGCUGCUCCAAUGCGUGCCUCAUGCUGUAGACCUGAGAAAGAUUUGGAGCAAAUGGAGACUCAUGGGUGGAGCUAUGAACAACAGGGUGUGGGCAUCAUCUCUCGCUUCCAUGUCGUUCGGCGAGCGAUCUUCUCCCCGAGCUGCUGUUUUGGAUUAAUUGGUUCAGCACUUUUAACAGCGAUAAGAAGGCAUGCAAAUUCUUUGAAUUGCACUGGAUGUAGAAGCUCCUGUAACUCACAUGAGCAUGUAGUGAAAGAUAUGAUCUAUGCUCAGAGAAAUUAAUACGCCUUGUUUGUAGCAUGUAAAUCUUAGGGAUACUGCUGAGCCGCUGUAAAGUAUAUGACAUUUGUACCAUUUAUUGUCGGUACCCACCAUCAGAAUCAAGACUGGAUCUGGUUUUUGAGCAA